Messenger RNA from Paramuricea clavata, 2843 nucleotides. The record is from the annotation of a GenBank genome assembly. NCBI's taxonomy places the organism in Eukaryota, Metazoa, Cnidaria, Anthozoa, Malacalcyonacea, Plexauridae.
GUAACCAUGCCCUAAUGGCCGAAAGUCCUACGUUUUACCGUGCAUUUGGUCCAUGUAUGGAUAGCCUUAGGGAAAUGCACGAAAAAGGUCAGUUAAAACGCACAAAGACUAAAAACAUGCUCCCUGCUUAUAGAAAACCAAUAUCGUACUAACCUUUAGUCAUCCAAGGUUAUACAUGUGUACCCGAGGAUAUGUAUACCCAAUUUAGUAAUAUGAAACGACUGCCAGAUUUCUUGAGGCCUGUCUACACGAUACAAUUAAAGUGGUAUACGUUCUUAUUUUGAGUUUGCGUAUAUAAUCGAGUGAACAUUGCAUUGUAAAAUCGUGUCAUGUGUAAUACUAUUGUACCUACUACAGUAGAACCUAGCGAUGUCGAAUCGCUUAUCUUGAACUCUCCUGCUGUCUCGAAAUUGAACCCAUUCCCUGUGGUGUGCCAAAAUUACUUCAACCUUUUUUACUCGUUUCUCAAACUUGGUUAACCUGAACUCCUCGUUGUCUCGAGUUAAUGUUGCUUAUCUUAACUGACAAGGUUAUCUCCUGCAACUCUAUAACGACUUAAAUAAACUCAAUUCGUUGAUUAUGUUAGUGAUUAGUAUAAUUACAUAGGUGAUUAUUGAAAAUUGUCCACGCUGAUUGGUUGCCGUUGAGGUGAUUAUAACGCAUUAAAACACUCAUUAAUACUUCAUAAAAUGGCGGGAAACCAUCUUGUUCUAUUCCGGGGGUGAAAAAGGGCAAGGAUAUCCGUAGACGAGCAACCAAUCAAAUUGUGUAAAAAGCACUAUCCACCUCCCAAGUAUAUAUGCUAAUAAUUAUUAUUUCUUGUAAUUUGACGCUGAUACGUUUAUCUCGAACCCCUGCUAUCUUGAAUUUUUUUAUUUUCCUUGGCUGUUGGAAAUAGCGGGAUUCUACUGUAGGUAUGGAGUAUAGCUUCGCUAUUGGCCUUGAUCAUUUUUAUAUCAUUAAAAACUGAAUUGAAUACAUUUUUCCAUAUUUUUUGUACCAUAAUCUGGUUUCACUAGGCAUUUCCAUAUGUAUACAGUCGAACCUCUACUUACGGACACCUCCCGGAAGCGGACACCUCUUGUACGCGGACACUGUUUUUGGGUCCCGGCCAAUACGCUAUUGUAUUACUAUAUUUACAACCUCUCCUAGGGGGACACCUCCCGUAAGCGGACGCGGACAUCAAAACAACCUUCCCAAACAACAUUAUAACCUCUUAUAAGCGGACACACUUGAUUUAUUUUCUGUUAAAUUAAUAAUUAUGCCGCCUAGUUGACUUAAUACAGUAUUAGAAUAGAAACAUAUGUGUUUGAUAUAUUGUGUUAUUAGAAUGAGCUGAUGACAGAAUUGAUACGGAAACUAUUAAUUCAAUAUUCCGUAUUUUUGUUAUUGUAGCGUCGCACCAUUAGCAGUUACUGUUAAUUUUUUCUUUAUGAACCAUUAUAGUUUCUCAUCCAACAAAGCAUGUCCUGUCUUACGUAUUUUGUUCUUCAACCAAGUCAAAGAAAAUUGGUCGCCCCGGAACGUAUAAACGCACGGAGUCUCAAGUCCGUAACCAGUCCGGCGAUUUAUUCGUUUUCCCUUUACUGUAACACUUGCAGAGUUAGGCACGUUUCAAAAAUUUGCUUACGUACGGCGCCAUAUUGUUGGGUAUAUGACCCACAACAUCAACAGUUUCAUUAACAGCAUUGACAUGAGAUAAGCCGCUGGUUUCUGUUGAUCCCCGUGAUGAUUUAACAAUUGCCAAUGGUGGGGGUCUUUAGAGUAAAUUUGCAAUAAUAACUGUCAAUAUUAUAGUCAUAUUAACAUCAUUAUUAAAAGAAUCAUGUUUCAACAAUUACGGAAUCAGUUAAAUAUUAACCAACCUCUCAUGAGCGGACACCUCCCGUAAGCGGACACCAGGUCGUGGUCCCGAGGGUGUCCGCUUACGGGAGGUUCGACUGUACUUAAUAGGUAAUAUGCCACUUAAGGAUGAAGUGGUCUUCGCAAGAAAGUCGGAUCCACCGUUAUAUACGCAUGAUAAGGAGCAGAAAUGUGACUGGAGCAUUAUAUUUAAAACACCGACCGUGCCUAAUUUGGCAUUUCCAAAUGAUCGGCAACUAAGCCCCAUCGAACAGUUCAAGUACCUGCAGCAAGAAACGAGUGGAACGUCAGAGAGCAUACUGGAUGAGACACAGAUGCUGGCAAUUGAGAACUUUUUGGAAAACAGAGUGUCACUAAUACAGGUGAUUUUCGAUGUUUCUUUUUUGAUAUCACGUGUUGGAAGGGAACGGCACGGAACCACAUGUGUGAUAAGAAGGUUUGUGUAGAGGGAAAUUCGAGUCUGAAUUUUAUACAUUUAUUGGACCUAACCAGGAGCAGUUACGAAAAAUGAAUCGAACCUGCAGCCCUACGAUUCAGGAGCAGCGCUCAAACGGCCAACAGAUCUACAGAGAGCAAUUGCCUAUAGUUCAUGCAUGUUGGGCCGAUGAUAAAUGUUUAACCGUUUAACAUAAUGUUGUAAAUUGCAAAAUCUGAGAAAAAGGUAGUUAGUUUGCAACUUAUAUUACUGUCUAUCCGGUUUCUUUUGUUUAUUUCUAGUGCGCAAUUUUUAUAUACUGAAUUAAAUAUUGGCAAAAUGUGGUAGAAAUUAAACUCCAAUUCACCAUGCACUGUCUGUUACACUGUAGGACAGUCAGGCAACUCAGAAAUUCCGAUUCUCAGUUCAUGGCGGUAAAUAAUCUCUGCAAUUGAAUUUGUUAUUUCAGGGACCCCCAGGCACUGGCAAGUCGUUCUUGGGUACAAAAAUUUUACGUUUGAUGCUUUCAAUGGAAAUACCUAAGCGUUUUGAUGGUCCCAUUUUG